AUGCUGAUACGGGCCCACUUCCUGCUGCUACUGCUGCUCCUAGGGGCCCCCAGGACAGGCCUCUCCCAAAAGUGGUGCAAAGCCGAGUCCAUCUUCAACUGUCUUAACACAGCCCUGUCUGAGGUCAAGAAAAGCCAGAUGGAGGAUGCGCCCCUGCUGAGCAAGAGAAGCUUCCCCUCCCUGCCCAGCCAAGACCCCUCCUCAGGUGAGGACCAGGAGAAGGAGGAGGAGGAGGAAGACAAGGAGAAAAGGACCUUCCCUGGUUCCGGGGGUGGCAGUGGGGCCGGAAGCACCCGGUACAAAUACCUGUCCCAGGCGCAGCUCCGGGGGAGGUUGUACAAGGACAAGGCCAAGAGUGACCGGCGCACCAAGUUCACUCUGUCCCUUGAUGUCCCCACUAACAUCAUGAACAUCCUCUUCAACAUCGCCAAGGCCAAGAACCUGCGAGCCAAGGCAGCUGCCAACGCCCACCUGAUGGCCCAGAUCGGGCGGAAGAAGUAG
Hippopotamus amphibius kiboko is the source of this 501-nucleotide messenger RNA. RefSeq names its product urocortin 3 (gene UCN3). Gene Ontology annotation, biological process: digestion; cellular response to nutrient levels; hormone-mediated signaling pathway. The coding region runs from base 1 to 501 and encodes 166 amino acids. The record is from RefSeq and is a predicted model, not a curated record. The transcript has a single exon. NCBI's taxonomy places the organism in Eukaryota, Metazoa, Chordata, Mammalia, Artiodactyla, Hippopotamidae. Gene Ontology annotation, molecular function: corticotropin-releasing hormone receptor 2 binding; hormone activity. Gene Ontology annotation, cellular component: extracellular region.